Iphiclides podalirius (scarce swallowtail) is the source of this 2991-nucleotide messenger RNA. Lineage: Eukaryota; Metazoa; Arthropoda; Insecta; Lepidoptera; Papilionidae. The record is from the annotation of a GenBank genome assembly.
AUGGGUGCCAACUUGAGCGAAUGUAUUACGUGGCCCCCAAGAUUGAUCAAAUGGACGGUGGCCGUCCUACUUAUCAUAGCCGUCAUAACACCCACCUCAGACUCUACAACUCCUCGUAGAAGACUUCGGAAACCAAGCAAAGUGUCCACGUCAGUUUCAUCCAGCGUAUCGAGGUCUACGGAUCAGAUGAUAUCUGCGAGCGUGAACAGGCCCAAGAUACGUGGACGUCCGAUACUCGCAAGUAGAAAGUCGACCGCUGCGUUGGACAACUCUGUGGCAACCGACGACCACAAGAAUAAAGAUGGCUAUAAGAUCGUCUGCUACUACACGAACUGGUCGCAGUACAGAACGAAGGUCGGGAAAUUCACCCCCGAGGACAUUCAGCCCGAUCUCUGCACGCACAUCAUCUUCGCUUUCGGCUGGCUGAAGAAAGGGAAGCUCAGCUCCUUCGAAUCCAACGAUGAGACAAAGGACGGAAAGACCGGGCUCUACGACAGAAUUAACGCUCUUAAAAAGGCUAACCCCAAGCUGAAGACUUUGCUGGCUAUCGGAGGGUGGUCCUUCGGAACACAGAAGUUCAAGGAAAUGUCGGCGACUAGGUACGCGCGUCAAACCUUCAUCUACUCGGCAAUCCCCUACCUCCGCGACAGGAACUUCGAUGGGCUGGACGUGGACUGGGAGUACCCCAAAGGUGGAGACGACAAAAAGAACUACGUGCUACUCCUGAAAGAGCUCCGCGAAGCAUUCGAGGCUGAAGCUCAAGAAGUGAAGAAGCCACGACUUUUGCUUACUGCGGCUGUUCCAGUUGGUCCUGACAACAUUAAGAGUGGUUACGACGUACCCGCUGUGGCGAGCUACUUGGACUUCAUCAACGUUAUGGCAUACGACUUCCACGGAAAAUGGGAGAGGGAAACGGGACACAAUGCUCCAUUGUACGCCCCAUCUUCUGACUCCGAAUGGCGAAAGCAACUGUCCGUAGACCACGCUGCACACCUCUGGGUCAAGCUGGGUGCUCCAAAAGAAAAGCUUAUCAUUGGUAUGCCAACUUACGGACGGACCUUCACUCUCUCGAACACAAACAACUUCAAAGUAAAUUCUCCAGCGAGUGGGGGCGGCAAGGCAGGCGAGUACACAAAGGAGAGCGGCUUCCUUGCCUAUUACGAGGUAUGCGAGAUGCUGCGAAAUGGUGGUGCCUACGUUUGGGAUGACGAAAUGAAAGUACCUUACGCCAUUCAAGGUGAUCAGUGGGUCGGCUUCGAUGAUGAGAAAUCAAUCAGAAACAAGAUGAGGUGGAUUAAGGACAACGGUUUUGGAGGUGCCAUGGUAUGGACAGUAGACAUGGAUGACUUCAGUGGUGGCGUUUGUGGCGGGGACGUGAAAUACCCACUAAUAGGUGCCAUGCGUGAGGAACUCCGUGGAAUUUCCCGUGGAAAGGACGCGAAGGACGUCGACUGGGCGUCCGUUGCCGAGAGCGUAGUAAUUGAAGAAACCGAGAAGCCUGAACCAAUUAAGAUAAGCCUGUCCGACGUGCUCAGCCGAGUAAAGAAACCGACCAAGACGAUCAUAGUCAAAAAUGCCAAUUCCGCUGUAGCUGAUAAGAAUAAACGUGAACCCCAAGUUCUUUGCUACUUGACGUCCUGGUCGUCCAAGAGGCCUAGUGGUGGGCGCUUCAUGCCGGAAAACGUGGACCCAACUCUCUGCACCCACGUCAUCUACGCGUUCGCGACACUUAAAGAUCACAAACUCGCCGAGUCCGAUGAAAAAGACGCAGACAUGUACGAUAAGGUCGUGGCUUUAAGGGAAAAGAAUCCUAACUUGAAGAUCCUCCUGGCAAUUGGUGGUUGGGCGUUUGGUUCAACUCCAUUUAAAGAACUCACUUCGAAUGUAUUCCGUAUGAAUCAAUUCGUUUAUGAAGCUAUUGAAUUCUUAAGGGACUACCAAUUCAACGGUCUUGAUAUCGACUGGGAGUACCCGAGAGGAGCGGAUGAUCGUGCUGCCUUCGCGUCCUUGCUUAAAGAACUUCGACUAGCAUUCGAAGGAGAAGCCAAAACAUCGGGACAGCCACGACUUCUGUUGACAGCCGCCGUGCCAGCAUCUUUCGAAGCGAUCGCCGCUGGAUACGAUGUACCCGAGAUCUCAAAAUACCUGGAUUUCAUCAACGUCAUGACUUACGACUUCCACGGUCAGUGGGAAAGGCAAGUGGGUCACAACAGCCCCCUCUUCCCUCUCGAGAGUGCGACCAGCUAUCAAAAGAAGCUCACAGUGGAUUACUCUGCCCGAGAAUGGGUGCGUCAGGGUGCACCUAAAGAGAAACUGAUGAUAGGCAUGCCCACGUAUGGCAGGUCAUUCACCUUGAUAAACGAAACUCAAUUCGACAUCGGCGCCCCAGCCUCCGGUGGAGGUCAAGCAGGAAAGUUCACGAACGAAGCUGGUUUCAUGUCUUAUUACGAAAUUUGCGAUUUCUUGAGAGAAGACAACACUACAUUGGUUUGGGAUAAUGAACAAAUGGUGCCAUUCGCGUAUAGAGAGGACCAGUGGGUCGGCUUUGACGAUGAGAGAUCGCUAAAGACAAAGAUGACCUGGUUGAAAGAAGAAGGUUUCGGCGGCAUCAUGGUCUGGUCGAUAGACAUGGAUGACUUCAGAGGUACAUGCGGUACCGGCAAAUACCCACUCAUAACUGCCAUGAAGCAAGAACUAUCGGGAUACAAGGUUAAGCUUGAGUACGACGGCCCGUACGAAACUUCUAACCCAGCAAGUGGAAAAUAUACAACGAAAAACCCCAACGAGGUGGUCUGCGAGGAGGAAGACGGACACAUCUCUUAUCACCCGGACAAGGCGGACUGCACGAUGUACUACAUGUGCGAAGGCGAACGGAAGCACCACAUGCCCUGCCCCCAGAACCUCGUGUUCAACCCCAACGAGAACGUGUGCGACUGGCCCGAGAACGUGGAGGGCUGCACCCACCACACGCAAGCACCACCAGCUAAGCGA